This is a messenger RNA of Glossina fuscipes, 898 nucleotides long. Its product is annotated as basic salivary proline-rich protein 1-like. Lineage: Eukaryota; Metazoa; Arthropoda; Insecta; Diptera; Glossinidae. The coding region runs from base 50 to 757 and encodes 235 amino acids. The transcript has 2 exons. The record is from RefSeq and is a predicted model, not a curated record.
AGUCAUAUAAAAAAUGUAAAACACUUUUACUUAAACGUUCAUUUAUAAGAUGAAGUUAAUUGUAGUUAGUAUAAUUCUAUUACGUCUUUAUUCUGUCUUAGCACACGAAAAUUAUCCAAGCAAUAAUGGAGUAAAAGGACAUCCUCCAACGACGGAUCCUCAUUACAAUUUGCCUCCAAAUUAUGGAAAUCGUUAUCCAACUCCUGGAAAUCCAGGGCAAGUUCAAGGACAUUAUCCCAAUCCAUGGCCGCAACCUUCUCCGAGCAAGCAUAAUUUUAAUCCAACCAAUGAUUAUCAAAAUCUUGAGAGUUUUGAGUUUGACUACCCUAUUACCAUAACAGGUCCGUUCAUUCCUAGCGGCUAUGGUCAGGGACAACAGAUCUAUUACCCCCCAUCAUGGCAACAUGAACAGCCUCCUUGUGGUCCCAAUUCCCUACCUUGUGGUUCCCCAUUUAUCCAAAUGCCUCCUGAUUACAAUUCACCUAACAGCAUUAAUUAUCCUGAUUAUGGACAUCCUUCGGGUCAACGCCCUUGCUGUGACUACAAUUAUGGUCAAACACCACUCAAUCCACCUAACCCGCAUAAUUUUAAUAACAACUAUAUGUUUCAACCACCAAUGAAUGGACAGCAUUUCCACCAGCAACCACAUGGACCUCCUGGACCAAAUGUUGGUCAAAUACCAUUAAUUCCUCCGCCACCCAAACACUAUAAGCCUCAGAAUCCCGACGGCGGACAACAGAAACUGAAUCUACAUUGAUUUACUGAACAUUUAACUAAAAAAUUUAAUCACAAAAACAUUUUAUGUAAAUUGUGGAAAAAUUCUUUCCUUACAAAUUUUCUUAACUAAAAUUUAUUUACUUAGCAUAACAUUCACAGGACUGCGGUGCUUUCUCAAAAU